Paramecium sonneborni is the source of this 736-nucleotide messenger RNA. Lineage: Eukaryota; Ciliophora; Oligohymenophorea; Peniculida; Parameciidae. The record is from the annotation of a GenBank genome assembly.
AUGAAAAAUUAUGUGAUAAGUGCUGCAGAUCAAUUAAUCAUUUAAUCAGGUACAAUAAGUUAUUCUAGUAUGAGGAACACCAUUCAGUUGUGAGAUCGUUCAUCCUGGACAAUCUUGUGAAAUGAACAUUUUAUUGAAGUAAGAAUAAUCGGAAAUACUUUUUAAAGUCUUCCAAGAAUCAUGAAAUCUAAUGCCAAAGUGUAUUUACCAGUUCACUUAAUCCCUUUUCUACUCUAUAAAAGAAAACAGCUUAUUAAGAAGUAUCAAAAUUCCUAUAUAUCUAAUAGCCCUAUUUCUACUAUUAGUAGAGCUCUUGUAUCAUAUUUUAAAAGUAUUUGCUUCCUUUCUUUUAUGGUUCAAAUUCUUCGAUACAAUUGGUGCAAAUAAAAAAAUCUCCUUAAAAAGGUUGAUCCAUUUGUUCCAUCAUCUGGUGGGUUUAUAAGUUCAUUUGCUCUACUUCUAGAAUCCAAUACAAGGUACUUUUGCAAUCAUAAUACAGGGCAAUGGAAAUUUGUUUAAGCAUUGUUCCUAGAUUUUGUGAAACAGUCGUAAACUUAUUAAAAAGCAGAGGAAAAAUGAUUAACAUCCCUCAUGGAGAUGUUAUUGUUUUUUCAUUUGUUAUUGCUAUUAUACAUUAUUAUUAUUAACAUGAUGUAAGAUUGCUUAAUCAUAUUAGCCAAAAUCUUUAAAAAGCACAUAUUAUAAAGUAUUUGAAAAAAUAUGGGGAAUAAAUUGA